AUGGGUAUUCCUAAGUUUUUUAGGUACAUCUCUGAGAGAUGGCCUUUGAUUUUGCAAUUGAUUGAGAAUGACCAGAUUCCAGAAUUCGACAAUUUGUAUUUGGACAUGAACUCAAUUCUUCAUAAUUGCACACAUGGUAAUGAUAUGGAUAACACUAGACAGAGAUUGUCCGAGGAGGAGGUUUACGCUAAAAUAUUUGCCUACAUCGAUCAUCUUUUGAACACUAUUAAACCUAAGAAAGUGUUUUAUAUGGCAAUCGAUGGUGUUGCUCCAAGAGCUAAGAUGAACCAGCAGAGAUCUCGUAGAUUCAGAACCGCUAUGGAUGCUGAAACCGCUCUGAAGAAAGCAAUCGCCAAUGGUGACGAGUUACCAAAGGGCGAACCUUUCGACUCGAACUCUAUUACCCCAGGUACUGAAUUCAUGGCGAAAUUAACUAGAAAUUUGAAAUAUUUCAUACAUGAUAAGAUUUCAAACGAUUUGAAUUGGCAAAACAUUGAAGUUGUUUUCUCUGGACAUGAGGUCCCAGGUGAAGGUGAGCAUAAAAUCAUGGAUUUCAUAAGAAAUCUGAGGUCGCAAAAGGAUUACGAACAAAAUACAAGACAUUGUAUUUACGGUUUAGAUGCCGAUCUGAUCAUGUUAGGUUUAUCCACCCAUGAUCCACAUUUUUCCCUACUGAGAGAAGAAGUUAAGUUCGGUGGUAGACGUAAUAAUAGUGGUAGUCUUCCUUUAGAAAAACAAAAUUUCUACCUAUUACAUCUAUCACUGUUAAGAGAGUACAUGAAUUUAGAAUUUAUUGAAAUAUCAACUAACUUACAAUUUAAGUAUGAAUUUGAUAGAAUUUUAGAUGAUUUCAUUCUUAUUAUGUUCGUUAUUGGUAAUGAUUUCUUACCUAAUUUACCAGAUUUACAUUUAAAUAAAGGUGCUUUCCCUGUCAUCUUACAAACAUUUAAAGAAGCUUUAUUGCACUUGGAUGGUUACAUCAAUGAAAAUGGUAAAAUUAAUUUAAAGAGAUUAGGUGUAUGGUUGAAUUACCUUUCACAGUUCGAGUUAAUGAACUUUGAAAAAGAUGAUAUAGAUGUCGAUUGGUUUAAUAAACAGUUAGAAAAUAUUUCUUUAGAAGGUGAAAAAAAAAGAUUAAGACAAGGCAAAAAAUUAUUAUUGAAACAACAAAAGAAAAUUGUUGGUGCAAUUAAACCUUGGUUACUAAAUUUAGCACAAAAACCAAUAAAGGAAUUAUCUAAUUUAUCAAAGGAUAACGAAAGUGCAUUAUCUUUAGAACUUAGCGAUUCAAAUAUUGUUGAAAAUUUAGAAUUCUUGAAGAAUUUCGCAUUCGAUUUGGGGCUAUUUGUUUCACAUUCGAAAUCAAAGGAUUCUUAUUCAUUGAACUUAGAUAUAGAUUCAAUUAACCCAGUUGAAACUGAAGAAGAACAUCAAGAGAGAAUUAAAUCGAUUAAAUCUAAUUUAAAGAAAUACCAGAACGCAAUUUUAGUAGAAGAUAAAGAAGAAUUAGAUAAUGAACAAGAAAUUUAUGAUGCAAGAUUCGAAGCUUGGAAGCGAGAAUAUUAUCAAGAUAAAUUCAACUUGUUUGGUUCAGAAAAAGUCGUCACUGAAGAAGAAAUAAAAUUUGACGAAAACGAUGAUACCACCAAUAAUACCGAGAUAAAGAGAACCGUUGAGUAUGUAAAUAUUAAUAGCGAGGAAGAUGUCGCCGAAAUCGCCAGAAAUUAUGUGGAAGGUUUACAAUGGGUAUUGUAUUAUUACUAUCGUGGUUGUCCAUCCUGGAGUUGGUACUACAAGGGACAUUAUGCUCCAAGAAUUUCCGAUUUAGCUAAGGGUUUAGACCAAACAUUUGUUUUCGAAAAACGUCAUCCUUUCACCCCAUUCCAACAGUUGAUGGCUGUGUUGCCAGAAAGAUCCAAAAACUUAAUACCAGCAGUUCUAAGACCAUUGAUGUUUGAUGAAAAGUCACCAAUUUUGGAUUUCUAUCCUAAUGAGGUACAGUUAGACAAAAAUGGUAAGAGUGCCGACUGGGAAGCUGUUGUAUUAUUGUCCUUCGUUGACGAAGAUAGAUUAGUAACUGCCAUGCAACCUUACUUGGAAAAGCUAACUCCUGAGGAAAAAGAAAGAAACUCUUUUGGUAUCGAUUUGACUUUUAGAUUCAAUCCACAAGUGGAUGAAGUCUAUAAAAGUCCAUUAAAUGGUGUUUUUAGCGAUAUUAAGCACAAUCAUUGUAUGGAAAUCAAAUUUGAAAUGGAAAAAUUAGAUUUACAUGAAAUUCGUUAUGGAUUAUUACCAGAAGCAAAAGAUGGUAAGUAUUUAUCUGCAGGGUUUCCAAGUUUUGAUACUAUUCCAUUUGAUGCAAAAUUAGAGUACAAUGAAACAGCUGUGUUCCAACAACCAUCAAAGCAACAAUCAAUGGUCAUCUACAUUAAUAAUGUAUAUGAAGGUGAUGAUGUCACUAUUGAUGAAAUAUCUAAUAGAUUUAUGAAAUCAAUUGUAUAUACUAAAUGGCCAUAUUUGAGAGAGUCAAAAUUAAUUGGAGUUUCCAAUGGUAUUGAAACAAUUGGUGCUGAUGAAAUGACUGGCAAAAUCACUAAAAGAAAUUUAUCAGAUCUCGAAAAAAAGGAAUAUAAUAACCUAAAGAAUUCUAUGUAUAGAAAUUAUGGUAAACAACAAGCCGUAAAAAUUGGUGACAUUAAAUCUAUCAUAAAAGUCGUUCCUGUCACUGGGUUAGCAAGAGAUUCUACUGGUGCAUAUGUUAAAACAUUUGGAUCACAAAUUGAAUAUUACCCAGUGCAGUUAAUGGUAGACUCAAUUAUUAAUGUUGAUAAAAGGUUUGUCGAAAAGCCUCCACAGCCAAUUGACCAAGAAUUUCCUGAAGGUUCUAAGGUUGUUUUCUUAGGUGAUUACGCAUAUGGUGGUACAGCUACUAUAGACGGCUACAGCAGUGGUAGUAGAUUAAAAUUAUCCGUUGAAAAAAGAUCAAUAAGAUCAGAACCUACAAUUGGUAAGAUCAGACAUGAUAUCGAUAAGAAAUUAAUCAAGUAUCAACCUUCUUACAUUGUUUCUAAGACAUUGAAAUUUCAUCCCUUAUUUUUGUCUAAAAUAACUUCCAAGUACUUAGUUGCAGGUAUUGACGGUAGACGUGUCGAUGUUGGUAUUCCAAUUAAAUUUGAAGGUCGCCGUCAAAAAGUUCUGGGUUAUGCUAGAAGAAGUGUGAAAGGUUGGGAAUACUCCAAUUUAACUAUAGACCUAUUAAAUCAUUAUAAGAAAACCUUCCCAGAAUUCAUUGACAAGUUAGCCAGAUUAAAAACAAAUGAUAUUCCAAAUAUCGGUGAACUAUAUCCAGAAUUAACAAAUGUCAAGGCUGCUGAAUUAUUGGAUCGAGUUAAGACCUGGUUAAAGAAUGCUACUGAAAAUUUUGUUACUGUUUCAUUAGAAAGUGAUUCUUUAUCAAAGGCUUCUAUCAAUGCUAUUGAAGAAGCAAUCAUUCCAUAUUCUACUUUUGCUGAACAAAGUGAAAUAAAACAAUUAGCAAAGGUUCCAAGGGAAGCCAUUCUUGAUCCUAAAGAAUCUUUGACUAAGUUGCGUUCCCAAAGAUUUGACUUGGGUGAUCGUGUUAUCUAUAUCCAAAGUUCUGGUAAAGUUCCAUUAUUUUCUAAGGGUACUGUUGUUGGUUACACUACAUUGCCACAUAGUAUUUCAGUUCAAGUCCUAUUUGAUAAUGAAAUUGUUGCUGGUAACAGAUUUGGUGGUAGAUUGAGAACUAAUCGUGGUUUGGGAUUAGACGCAUCUUAUUUAUUAAACAUAAGUAACCGUCAAUUCAUUUAUCACUCUAAAGCUUCUAAAAAAACUGGAGGAGAACAAAAAAACACUGCUGCUUCUAUUGAAGCUAAAAAAGAAAGAGUUGCUAAAAUUAGAACUGCUAGAGCUCAAGAUUUGUUAACACAUAUUAAUGACAACAAAUCUAACACUUCUGCAGCUAAUGAUGCGAAUAUCGCACCAGCUGCCGCUUUGCCACCAAUAAGACAUGCUGCAAACCAUAUCUAUAGCGCUGUUUUAAAUCAAUAUUCUAACGAAGGUCCAGCAACUGGGAAUCCUCAACCAAUUAGUGAAUCGAAUGGUGAUAAUCAAGCUGGUUUACCAUAUCAUUUACCUCCUGGUUUUGUUCCACCAAAUCCAAUGAUGUUCUCACCACCACCACAUGGCCCAACAGGCUUGCCACUCCCAAUGGGCAAUUUCAUGCACCCACCUCAAGGAAUGUUUCCACCACCAGUUCCAAUGCCAAUGAAUGGUGCUAUGCAACAUCCACCAGUUGACCAAAAAGGUAGUGCUGAACUAAAGUCUUUUAUUAAAAACAAGAAACCUCAGGAUGACAAUAAGAAGAACACUUCCCAUAAAAAGCACCCACAACAAAACAAGAACAGAAACAAUGGUAAGAAGACAGCCAAAAAUCCUUCAAAUAAAGAUACAAAUUAG
Messenger RNA from Tetrapisispora phaffii CBS 4417, 4479 nucleotides. It is a transcript of the gene XRN1, whose product is annotated as chromatin-binding exonuclease XRN1. The transcript has a single exon. The coding region runs from base 1 to 4479 and encodes 1492 amino acids. Gene Ontology annotation, molecular function: RNA binding; 5'-3' RNA exonuclease activity. Gene Ontology annotation, biological process: nuclear-transcribed mRNA catabolic process; rRNA catabolic process. Gene Ontology annotation, cellular component: nucleus. The record is from RefSeq and is a predicted model, not a curated record. NCBI's taxonomy places the organism in Eukaryota, Fungi, Ascomycota, Saccharomycetes, Saccharomycetales, Saccharomycetaceae.